GGCGGAGUUUUUUUUUUUUAUUGAUGCAGUUUGAUCGCUUGGGAUUUGUCUGUGCUCGCAUUGCCGUUAUUUGGAGUUUAAGUACAGCAAUUAUAGAGCAUUAUGAAGCUGAGUGCAACGAAUGGACACUCGGAAAUCGACGUUGACGGUGUCCAAGCGUAUAGACAAACAGAGACUAUGGAUACUGACAAUGUGGCUGCUACGGACUCAAGCUUGGGCAAGCGGGAACCUGUCCCAACAGUAGUAGAUAGUGGCCAACCAACGGAUACCGAUGGAGAACAUAGUCAGGCAUCGACGCCAACGGCGGCUUUGGUGGAAAAACAGCGUUCCGGUGUAACCAUUAGAAAACGAGACUUGAUUAACUUACAGUCGUCACUGAGUCCAAAAUACAUUGGAUAUGCUAAUGGAAAUUCGCCCAUCCUUUUCUCUGACACGGAUGACUCGCAACGCUCAACGCGUCGUCGAACAUUAAAUAAUAGCAGCACUAACAGGGAGACCAAAGAGAAUGAGGUGGCAGUUGCCACACCGAAACCACUCGUUGAGGCGCAACUUCUGGAGCGUAGUGCUAACAAGAACUAUUUAAGCCCCAUUGACAAGCUGCUUAUUAAGAACGGAGCUAAUUCACCCAACAGCACAGGAUUUGAAGCAGAUGCUGAGGAUGUGGCCAUUGCACCAGCUCGUAAAACAAUUAAACGUAAACUGAAGCGUAACCCCAAAGCAAAGAUAGCAUCAGUAGCAGCAACAGACACUCCAAUUGCUGUGAAGGAAGACGAAAAGAAAGACGAAUUGGUGGUUGAUUUGAAAGCCGAGAUGGAAAAAGAGAAGGAUUCACCGAAAAAUAAUGUAGAGGAAAACAUUCAAAUCAAGCAGGAGCCAGAGGCUAUAUCCUUGCCUGAUGUUGACCAUCAGGAAGAAACGAAAACAAACGAGUCUUUAGAGAAACAAAAGGACUCUGACGCAAGCAAUUGUCAGGAAGUACCAUUGACUAGCAGCAGGUCUUCGCCAGACCAGCCAUCCGUUACGCUGGAAGCAACUAAUGGCUUCUUGAAAUCACCAUCAUCGGUUAGCAUAGAUAGCGCCAAGGGUUUGUCUAUAAUUAUUGAUCCCGCGUGGCCCACUUAUCAAGUUGGUGAUCUUUACUGGGGUAAAGUGUUCUCCUUCUGCUUCUGGCCAUGCAUGGUGUGUCCAGAUCCACUUGGUCAGCUUGUUAGCAAAGCACCGGCGUUACCGCAGCGUCCCACAACCGAAAACGCAUCGUUGCGUAUUCAGGUACAUGUUCGUUUCUUCGCAGACAAUGGACGCCGCAAUUGGAUCAAACCGGAGAACCUUUUGCCAUUUGCAGGUCUAAAGGCAUUCGAAGAAUUGCGCGAGGAGGUUCGAAUCAAGCAGGGAGCGAAAAGCGGAAAGUACCGACAGAUGGUGCCCAAGCGUAACAAAAUGGCAGUGUGGCAACAAGCCAUCGAGGAGGCACAAAUGAUUGCCGAGCUGCCCUAUGCCGAGCGGUUGGAAAAAUUCUGCCAGAUGUACGAAAACGCCAUCGCAUUGAAUAGACAAAAGCGUUCCAGUUCUAUGCUACAGGAUACUUCCGAUAUGGGUAGCAGUCUGUACGACUCAACGGACAAUUUGCAUGCCAGGGCUCCGCCUCUUCAGCCUCUGAUAGCCCUAAAGCGUGAGCGUUCCGAAUCGCCACUUAGCCCCGCCUUUUCGCCGGUCAAGCAUUUGAAUGAGAAGCGUUCCAAGCGACGAAAACUGAGUAGUGAAGCUGAAACUGAGACAGGACCGGCCUCCAGCGCCGUCUCUAGCACAAAUAAGACAAUCACUACCACCAGUUCAGGCAUUUACGGCAACUCGGAAUUCGGACAAUUGUACAAUGCCAUUAAGGAGUAUGUGAUGGGUUAUCAGCAGGAUGAGAAAGUGGAGAAGGUAUUGUUAUCUGUAGUGAAUAAUAUUUGGUCCUUGAAACAGAUUCAACUACGUGAAUUGGAACGAGUGGUGGCCAAUGACGAGAUAAGACAGCAACAGCACCAACAGCAGCUUGGUUCAACUCUUCCUAACAAUGCCCGAAGUGGUUCCGGCGAUAAUUCAUCUGCCACUACCAAGAGAUUGUCUAGCCGACUGAAAAGCAUGAUGCUACAAAGAAGCAUUACACCAGUUGUUGUUCCGGACACGGUUGAACCCGUGGCUGAGACCCGUGCCUCAGAGACUCCAAAGCCAAGGAAGCCAGUCAAUCGACCUAUUGAGGAGGUUGUGGAGGAUAUUCUUCACUUGGAUCGGAAAUAUCUCUUUCGUGGUCUUAAUAAGGAGCCAGUUUGCAAAUAUUGCCAUGAACCUGGCUCUGAACUUCAGCGUUGCUCCCGAGGCUGUAACACUUGGCUACAUGCCAGUUGUCUGGAACGUGAAUUAAACGGAGUGGCUAAUGCCACAUAUAAAACGGGUAGAGGAAGAAAGCCCACAGUAACUGCUACCCCUCUCGAACCGAUAACAUCCUCGACACCCAAUUCGGAAGCAGAAACUGGUCAUGUUGAAAGUGAACGAGAGCCCGUGGAACUGGUGUGCCAAGAGUGCAUCACGGGUCAAUCGGAUGCUUGUUGUAUUUGUCAUAAAUUGCAGCCUCCCAGCAUAUCACCACCUGCUUCUCCCCUUAAGGAAACGGGUGAGCAAUCCCAAUCUCAGUCGCUGGUUGUCUGUAGCCAGCCAAUGUGUUCAACAAAAUUCCACAUUAGUUGUUGCAAAUACUGGCCUCAAGCGAAUGCUAGCAAAUCAUCAGCGCGGUGUCCAAUGCACGUGUGUCACACGUGCGUGUCGGAUGAUCCCAGCAAUCGCUAUCAGCAACUGGGCAGCUCCAAGCUCUGCAAAUGUGUCAAGUGUCCAGCCACUUAUCACCAGGAUUCACAUUGCAUUCCUGCGGGCUCGCGCCUGCUAACCAGCACCCAUCUCAUCUGCCCGAGGCAUAAUAUCGCCAAAGCCGAUGCUCAUGUGAAUGUUCUUUGGUGCUACAUUUGCGUUAAGGGCGGCGAGUUGGUCUGCUGCGAAACAUGUCCCAUUGCUGUCCAUGCCCACUGUCGUAAUAUACCCAUAAAGACCAACGAGAGUUACAUCUGCGAGGAGUGCGAAAGCGGACGACUACCCCUCUACGGUGAGAUUGUGUGGGCCAAAUUUAACAAUUUCCGAUGGUGGCCAUCGAUUAUUCUGCCGCCAACGGAGAUUCCCAGCAAUAUUCAGAAGAAAUCUCAUGGACCCAAUGAUUUUGUAGUACGGUUUUUCGGUACUCAUGACCAUGGAUGGAUAUCGCGUCGUCGCGUUUAUCUCUAUAUCGAGGGGGACACUGCCGAAUCAUACAAAAGCAAGUCACAGUUGGUCAAAAACUAUGCUACAGGAGUGGAAGAGGCAUCGCGCUUUCUCAAGAUCAUCAAAGCCCGGCGGCAGGAGCAAAAUAUUGGACGUCUAAGUAGCAAUAAGCUAAUGCCGCCACCCUAUGUUAAAAUUAAAGCAAAUAAACCGGUGACGCCUGUUCGGUUGGUUAGCAAUCUGGAGGAUCUAAGUGUCUGCGAUUGUCAGCCGGGACUAGAACAUCCAUGUGGACCAGAAUCGGGCUGUCUAAAUCGUAUGCUAUUCAACGAAUGCAAUCCGGAAUACUGUAGAGCCGGUGAUCGAUGCGAAAACCAAAUGUUUGAGAUGCGCAAAUCUCCGCGUCUGGAUGUUGUCUACAUGAAUGAUCGGGGCUUUGGCCUGGUUUGCCGUGAAGCCAUUGCCGAGGGCGACUUUGUCAUCGAGUAUGUGGGAGAGGUGAUCAAUCAUGCCGAGUUCCAGAAGCGCAUGCUCCAGAAGCAACGGGAUCGUGACGAGAAUUAUUACUUUUUGGGAGUAGAGAAGGAUUUCAUCAUUGAUGCUGGUCCCAAGGGUAAUCUGGCCCGGUUCAUGAAUCAUUCCUGCGAACCAAAUUGCGAGACUCAAAAGUGGAGUGUAAAUUGUAUACAUCGUGUGGGUUUGUUUGCCAUCAAGGACAUUCCAGCGAAUACGGAACUGACAUUCAAUUAUCUGUGGGAUGAUCUUAUGAACAAUGGCAAAAAGGCAUGCUAUUGUGGUGCAGAACGUUGUUCAGGUCAAAUUGGUGGCAAACUGAAAGAUCAGGGCUUGAAGGAAACGACGAGUGCACAGCUAAAUGGAAAGAGCAAGGGCAAUGGCAAAGUGAAGCCCAUUCAGCAUCGAAAGAGCAUCUCCAGUGCCCUGCGCAUUCACAUUGUAGACAGUGGGGCCAGCAAAAAGAGCAAGAAGAUCAAGACUCUGACUGCGACUGCUUCGCCUUCAAAUGUCACUUCAAAAAUCAAGCAAAUCAGUUCCGUCGAUUCACCCGUGGAACAGUAAUGGGGAAUCCGAGCUUACAUUAUAGAUACAUAUUUUUAGGGGUUUUUUUUUCUUUGUAAAUUGCAUUUGCACUUGCACCUGCUUUUCAUCACUGCUUACCGUAUUUAUUGUAUAUCCUUAAUAUUUUUUGAGAAUGAUUACCAAAAGUUGAAUUGUUUUCUAUUUUUUUGCAUUUGACAAACGU
Messenger RNA from Drosophila willistoni, 4549 nucleotides. RefSeq names its product probable histone-lysine N-methyltransferase Mes-4 (gene NSD). The transcript has 4 exons. The coding region runs from base 103 to 4365 and encodes 1420 amino acids. The record is from RefSeq and is a predicted model, not a curated record. Gene Ontology annotation, molecular function: protein binding; histone H3K36 methyltransferase activity. Gene Ontology annotation, cellular component: chromatin; nucleus. Lineage: Eukaryota; Metazoa; Arthropoda; Insecta; Diptera; Drosophilidae. Gene Ontology annotation, biological process: regulation of DNA-templated transcription.